Messenger RNA from Funneliformis caledonium, 267 nucleotides. The record is from the annotation of a GenBank genome assembly. NCBI's taxonomy places the organism in Eukaryota, Fungi, Glomeromycota, Glomeromycetes, Glomerales, Glomeraceae.
AUGAUGGACAAAAAUGGAAAAAGUAAAAAUUUUUUAAAUAAACAAAAAGGUUCUAGCCAUAAAGGUAUAUCAAAUGUUGAUAUCCCUUCAAAUUUACUAAUUCCUUGUGUACAAAUUCCUGAAGUUAACGAUAAUGCUAUUUUAGCAGCAAAUAAAAAUGUAACUUCUAAAGCAUCAAAUUCAUCUAAGGUUGCUACUGUGAUUGAUCUUUCUGAAGCAUUAAUAUCAUUUAAAGCUGCUACUGUAAUUGAUCUUGAAAUAACAUAA